GUUUUGACAGCGAUUUGCCAGUUAAGUAGUUGUGACCUAAUGAAUUAGUACAGUGAAUAGAACGAUAUUCCAAGUCAAGUGAAAGUCCAUCCCGCUUCCUGCAUCGUUCACACCCCGCAAACUAAACUCGCCACGCGAGUUGAGAUUGAGUUUUUGAAAACAUCAUAAUGAAGUGGACGGAGGAGAAAACGUAAAAGUUCGUCAAGGAAUAUUGAAGACCUGAUUGUUUAUUUUAUUUAACACUACAAGCGCUGAGUAUAAGAACUAGAUAUCUGCUAGAGAUGUUGCGCACAUACAAAUGUGCAAAGUAAUGUAUAUUCUAGACAUUGGAACAAAGGAAGCGGUAGCAAAAAUAAAAAGUUGUUUGCUUGUUCCUCAUAAUUCUCUUCAUGCUAUCUACUUUCUUUCUCAUGAGCGUUUAGGUCUAAUCUUUUGAACUCUUCUAUUGAAUUCCUUAUUCUUCACAAGAACCAGCACAAUUUCUUUCCUUAUCACGUCAAUUGAUGAUGGUGUCGAUUCCAUAUUGUGACGUCAUAGCUGUUAUUUCAAACCAAAUUUUAAUUUUCUUUUUUUUACAAAUUAUGAGAAGAAAAAAUAACUGAUUUUUAAUAAUAUUUAUUUAUUAAGUGUGAGGAAAAACAUAAAUCAGAAUCUAGCUCUUCAAUUCCGCUCAAAUCUGCAUUACCGCCGGAGUAGUUAUCAAUAAUCAUGCAUUAUUACUAGGUCACAUACGAACAUGCAUCCUUUAGGUAAACGAAGGUUUUAAAUUGAGUUUCUGAACGCAACUUAAAGUGACAUUUGGUUGACGGUUUAGGUUAUCAACCAUUCAUGGCCAAAGCCCUUUAUUAUCGACACCAGUAGUGUCGAUUCUAGCGAGAUUCUCUAAACUUAAAAUUAAAUUUAACAUCAGUCUCUCCUUUUCAUUCUAUAUAGAGAACGACAAGGAUACACUGUUGUCAAAUUUAAGUUUAGAUUUAGAGAAUCAUGCCAGAAUGGUAGGCAUGCGUCCGAUAUAUCAAAACGAAUCCAAAAUCCGAUUUCAAACACAAAUCGAUACCGAACGAUUUCUCAACAAGAAAAUCCGAUUUCAGAAAUCUAACCGAACCAAAACCAAAUACCACAAGUAUCCAAAUCUAAAUCGGAUUCGAAAUUCGUGCUUUCGUUUUCGGAAGUAAGAUUUCGUGCUCGGAACUCCGAUUUCGAUUUGCUGUUUACGGAAAUCUAUUGCUGUUCUCUGAGGCGGGAUUAUUUAUCACUGAAAAGAUAUGUCGUCUAAAAACAUCAAAAGUCGAGCAACUUACAUUUUUGGACGCUAACCUGAAGUAAUUAGGUUUGAUUUUGUAAAUGGUUUGAAAAAUAAUAAAAACAAACAGAAUAACAAAUAAAAAUACUAAAAAAUGUGUAAAAAGAAAUCAUUGUAUAAAAGCCGAUUUUUAAAUGCGCCGCAAAAGUUUUACUCUUAACCGUAAACAUAACUUUUUUGCUAGUCCUAAGCCUAGAUUUAAAGCAUGAAGGAAAAUCGCGAAUAUCUACGAGUAUCCUUGCUUCCUACAAUUAAUUGUUUGUGAUUGUCGUUGGCUAAUAAAACCAAAUCAUAACACAAACUAGUGAAUUGGCUAAGUUCAGCACAUCUGAAAUCGGAUAUUUAAAAACGGAUUUUAAAAUCGAUUUUGAAAUCUGAAAUCCGAUAAAUAUCCGUUUGCGUUCAAAACCAAAAACGCCCAUGUCUACAGAAUGGACACCAGUAUUAGGGUGCGGCCAGAGUGCACUCAGAUUCAGAUUCUGAAAACAAGUGCGAGAAAUAAACAGUGUAGUCGAAGGGUACGGCCAGAUUGCACUCCUGAUUCAGAUUCAGAUUCAGACUCAGAAAACAAAGCGCGAGAAAAAGCAGGCAACCUGCUUAGACUACUCUGUUUAUUUCUCGCGCUUAUUUUCAGAAUCUGAAUCUGACUCUGAAUCUGAGUGCACUCUGGCCGCACCCUUAGACUAGAAUUUUUAUAAGAAUAAUUAACAAUUUAAACAAUUAAAUUAUUAUUUUUUAUUUUUUUCAUUGUUACUUAGCAAUCGCCAUUUUUCUUUUUAAAUGCUGCUUAGCCUUUUUGUCGGCUAAAAAUCCAAUAAUAUGCCAUCUCCAUGGGUUUAAGUACUCAGAGCUUAAGACUUAUCAGCUGUUUUUGACAGACAGGAAUAUCAUAGGAAAAUCAAAAGGAAAAUACAGGGACGAACUAUCUGCUGUCAUUGUCAAAAAAAUUAAAGCGGUUAAGUUUACCUACUGGGGUUUAUCCGACCCAGUCUGGCCUCUCAUUUUCUAUCUAUUUAUUUUUCUAUAUUAUUUCCAGGUAGAUACAAACUUCUUACCUUUGAGCAUAUUGGGUGUUUACAAGAAUAGAAUUAUUGGUUUUAUUGGCACAACACUAAGUAGCCAUGGUGUUAAUGAAAUCGAAAGAAAACGUGCCUAAAGAUGCUGUAUUGCUAACAGAAGAAGAUGCUAUUAAAUACGCCUGGGAUUUCGUUGACGGGUGGAAAACUCCUUCAGACGUAUGGGCACUGAGAUUUGGACCCUUCAUCUUGGGAGGCAUAAAUGCUAUAUCGGGUCUUAUUAUCAAUAACCAUUUUAGAAACAAACUGAAACUUGGACCCUAUGGUUUUUUAUCAUCUGCAAUCCCCAUAUCACUUAUGCCAGGAAUUUUGACACCACUGUUUCAUAGAUAUAUAGUGAGUACAGAUAUGCUCCUUAUGAAAGCUGAAACAUGUCCGCUGUGUUAUGAGAUACGUUCUACUGUUCUUCAACUUGGAUUGGGUGUUGUCUACCCAAUGUUACUUGCACCGACAACAGCUAUGAUGUUGAGUCACAGAUAUGCAACUGCCAGGAUACCAGAGCUAUAUGAUGGCCCCAGGGUAAUUGUGAAAUUUGUUAGCAAACUGGCUAGACCUCUCCAAGGGACGGUAGCCACCCUUGCAGGACUCCAAGUGGUUUCGUCGGCUCUAAUCACAUAUUUUGAAAUGAGGAAUAUUCUAUCAAUAAGAAGAGAGGUUAUGGAAAUAGAAAGGAAACUGGAGAAUGAGGAAAGCCUUAGGUAUAUUGGCGAUGCUCCUAUGAAUUUCACUUGGACUCUAGUAUUCAACUCUGCUCUAUAAAUGUGAACAUAAAUGUACAAUAAGAAAAUUCAAUUUGUUUUAUUAACGAAUUUGAUCACGGCAAACUGACGAUAUCAGGAUGUUGUUGUUGACUCCAUUUCUUCAUGCGCAGAGUGUGGUAAGAUUUACCUUCUAUAUACUUAAGAACGUGACCAUGGACCAAUGUUCAAAAAAUUAUACUAAGUAAAAAAAACAUCAGAAGGCGGUUGACAUGGUGACAUGUUUAUGUAUAAAAGCCCGUCGGACUAGAAUGUGUGCGGAAAGAGAAUGGGUUUUAGAUUGGAGGGCGCUGUAGAGCUUUUCUACCGUAUUUGUAAGGUUUUACCCCUUUAAGACAUGAUUAAAUACAAAAAACCGCAAGAAAUCACAACAACCAACAAAUCCGUAUCAAUACAAAACUUUGACGUUUUACAGAUUGCUGGGUUUGAUUGCCAAAUAAAAAUCUUAAUGUUAGUUCCGUUUUUCGCCACGCCCAUUCUCUUUCCGCACAGACGCUACCUCAGAAUGUCAAAACAAUCUAUUUUUCACUAACACUACGGUUAAAAAAAUAUUUUGCAUUUUUAUAGUUUCGUAUAGUCUGAAGCGAUAUUGUGUGUAUGGACAAGAGCACGUCAGAUCACCACAAAAUGACUAAAUUCUUUAAUCAAUUGUGAACUUAAAAGGUGAGUGAAAUAAGGACCUAAUAUCAUUUCAGUAUUUCGACAAUAUAUAUUGUAGACUGUAUAGUUUUUGUGUUGAAUUGAAUGUUUAUACUCCCAACGAAUUAGAAGUAAUAUGGAAUACGAAGGCUCUAAAAAGUGGUUUCACGCAAACUGCGAUCAAGUGGGCGGGGCGAAAAUACUGUAAUCAACACGCCGAUCAUGGGGUUGGUUGGGAUUUCCGUUUAACAUUAUCUUACUCAAUGAAUGGCGUGCCGAAUACGUUUGAAGAUAUUUGAUUUGUCAAAGUAUUUUGUUUAGUCUGUGUGCUGUCACGGUAAAUUGCAAGAGUUUGGAACCAUGUCUUAGCGGCCUUAGUUCGAGAGUAAUGUUUCCAUACGUGAAGAUAAUUUCUAAUUCGUUGUAUACUACAUAGGUGUCGAUUCUGGUAUCAUUCUCUAAACUUAAAAUUAAAUUUGACAACAGUGUUGUCAAUUCUGGCGUGAUUCUCUAAACUUAAAACUAAAUUUAAGGUCAGUCUCACCUUUUUAUUCUAUAUAGAGAAGGACAAGGAUGCACUGUUGUCAAAUUUAAGUUUAGCUUUAGAGAAUCAUGCCAGAAUCGACAUCAGUGUAUUCUUGUCACUAUCUAUACAGAAUGAUAAGAAGAAACUGAUGUUAAAUUUAGUUUUAAGUUUAGAGAAUCAUGCCAGAAUCGAUAUCAUUAUAUUAUUAUAUCUAUUGACGUAAACUUAUUUAACAAUCUGGACUGUCCUCUAUUUAUUUCUUUAGAUCUUAAAGCUCAAUCGAGACACACCUACCAUUAUAGCCGAUACAAUUCAAACCAGGGGGCCAAUCGCCUAACUGGAUUGCUUUGGAAAACGCUAUCGCUUACGAUUUCAUUUUGUUAUUUCUAGCCCCCUGAGGUUUUCAAAUGCCUCGCGCUCUUUUUUUUUCUUUUGCAUUGGUAAUAACAAUGUUAAAGAAAAUGAGCGUGAGGUAUUUCGGCGGUUAGAAAUAACAAAAUGAAAUCGUAAGCGAUAGCGUUUUCCAAAGCAAUCCAGUUAGGCGAUUGGCCCACAGAACUCCCCAAAUUUGACACCAGAAUCUGAUAUUCUCUUUUCAGUAAUAAAUAACAUUACUCACAUGUUUGAAAAGUUAUUAUUGUGCGUGUUCAAAGCAACUUUUUGAAUAUACCUGUGCUUAAGAUUAUAUAACUUACAAUUAUUGAUAUUACACCAAUUAUUGUAAUAGUUGAAUUCUAUCGUCCAGUAGUCUGCCGUCAAUGAAUAUAAAAAAAUCUGAUUCUUGUACAAUUCGACUUUCGUAACUUUGUUAUGGUCAUAAAAACAUAAUGCGAUAUAAUAUGUGCUGUAAUAGUUAUGUGUUACAGAACAGAAUCUAGAAUUAAGUUUAAACUACCCGCAUGAAAUAUAUGUAACAAAUGUCUUGAUAUUCAGCUAAAAUCUUUUUUCACAACUCACAAAUUAUUGGCAAAGAUCAAUACUAGAAUAUAAGUUUUGCUCCCUUAAAUUCUAAAGUAUUUACUAAGUAACAAAAUAACCUUAAACUUUUCCAACCAUUGUACUUUUGGGGACAUGAAGGAAUAUUCGACAUUGGAGUUGGGGCAAAAUUACUCACUAUGCUGUACAAUGAUUAUCAAGUUGACAGAGGAAGCUUUAUUAUCGUAGAAGAGUGCCGUUAAUGCCAGCCUUAUAACAACAACCAUAUUUUAAAAAUAAUUAAAAUUAAUACAGACAACACCUGUAUUUCACAAUAACAAAAUUCUUACAUUACCUUUUUUUUGUUUGAUUUACUCGUGUUUAUAUAUUUUUUAUUUUAUUUUCACUUUCUUGAUAUUAUAAGAUAUAAGUAUUAUUUAUUAUUAUUACAAUGUAUCUCCUUAACAUAAUUGUAAGUGGGAACUGCGCCUAAUUUAAACACUUUUUUUUUUUAGUAUUCAAUGUAGGUCGUUCUCCAAAUUAUUGCCAGUGACUAUUUGAGAUCUCAUUCUUUCAAGUGAAAUACCUUUUUAUGACCCUUACAUUAAAAAUUAAGUUUAUAUGUCAUAAUAUAAUUAAUGUACGGGUAACCGUUUUACCCCUGUCUCCUUCUCAUAUUCUAUGUAUCAAAAUUAAAAUACGCUGUUUACAUAUUUAAAGAUAAGCAUAUAAGGUGCUUUAGCAUCCACGGCCUGAGUGAAGAAAAUACAACACUUAAAUUUGAAAAUCUUCUCUUGUUUCACAGAAUACACAUAAAAAUUAGUUAUCAGAUCACAAUAAAACUAGUGUAUUUUCUACACAACCGCAAGUGGCACAAUAGCGCCUUACAUAGUCCAUCUAAAUGUUCCCCUGCAGUGUCGCCACAGUUUCGCGAAGAGUCAAACCAUCAUCAUCGAUCGUAUAAUUUAAAUAUCACUACAAUUUAUUAUCAAUUUUCAUCACACAAACAUUCAGUACCAACAGAACUUGCUAUCUACAAAUAUACGUGUUCUAAUUCAUAAGCACGGUAUUCAUUCAAGAGAGUAAACGAUGGCACCAUUCGACUGGAGGAAUGUAUAAUUCGAUUCGGCAGUGUAGACCGGUUUAUACGUUAUGAAUGAGUGGCGACAGUUCGCUCGCCGAGCGCACAGCACAAGCGUGACCAUUUGAGUGUCUAUUUACAUGAUAACAAGGUAGUCCGUCACUCGUACGCUUAGAAGCUAAGUUACCACUAACACGAUCGUACGAAUAAGGUAUACGGUGAUAAACAAGUCUUAGAUUUUUAUUAAGCGGAUGGGGGGCCGCGUGCUAGCAGCGCCGGCUGAGAUACUCUCCGUACGAGGCGCUCACCACCUCGGACUGGUAGCGGGUCAGCUUGAUGCUGCGCCUCAUCUCCAUGGUGAUCGCCGCCUUGUAGCCGCCCUUGCGCAACAGCGAGUCGAUCGUUUGGAUUUGGUCCCAUCCUGGAUAUAUAACCCGCCAUUUAGAAGCUUUGUUUUUGUGUUAAUUUGAAGGCAGCAACACAUGGGAAUAGCCAUAGUGACAAGGCAAAGUUCAUAUGACUGCGCGGGUACAAGUUUAUAAUAGCUGUUAGCUUAGAGGAUAUAUCGUCUGCAUGAACGCGCUGCUGAAAGUGUACUUAAGCUGUCAUGUAAAUGCCCCAAACCGCACGGUGAUAUAAACUUUAAUCUUAAUACUACUAAAAUCGUUCUGUCACCUUUGGCGGCAGAUGGGGGAAAUAUGCACACAAAUGAAAUUUUACAUACAUGCGUAGACAACAAAACUGUAAUUACGACAGUCACACAAACAAUGGCGCAAUACAUCGCCAAAUCCUGCACACAUAAUAUCGUUUGUAUGGCAAAGUUAUAUACCCAACGCGACAAAGGUGGAAGCUGUGUAUGCCUCCUAGCCACGUCGGCUAUAUUGGUCUACUAGAGGUCGCCCGCGACUUCGUCUGCGUUAAUUUAGUUUCUUGAAAAUCCCUCUGGAACCUAACAUUUUUCGGGAUAAAAGUAGCCUAUGUGUUAAUCUAGGGUGUCAGCCAACUCCAUAACAAAUUUUAUUAAAAUCGCUCCAGCCGUUUAAACGUGAAGAAGUAACAAACAUACACACUCACAUACUUUCGCCUUUAUUAGUUAUCACAUUAAAUAUUAAAAAGAAUGAAAAUGCUAUCAACGUAAGUGUUUCGGAAAUUAGUGGAGGCAAUGGACUGUAGACAAAAUUUCGGUAACAUAUAUACACUAACCAAUGCCAAAUGUCACUAAUCAUCGAUUUGACGCACAACUACCCUAUUGGGUGUAUUUAUGGUGUAAGCUGUGAGUACGAGGAGCUGUAAAAGCACCAUGGUAAACCUGCUAUGUACUGUCGAUGUUGGAAACUCAUAGACCGGUGCACUAAGCACGAACCAAUAUUGAACUCGAUUGUGAUACGCGUCAAAUAUCAAGAAGUUUUGUCUGGAAAUUUGAACAGCGCCACAACGGACAUAACAAAAAUGAAAUAUUUUUCAAUCAAGAAUUCUUGACAUUGACGAGUAUCGAGAUCGAAUUCGAUAUUGGUUCUGCCAAGUAUACGGUAAUUGAAUAGGUGACUCAAUAUUUAUUACACCUGCUACUCUGCGCUUCACUAGGCAUCACAAAUCUCC
This is a messenger RNA of Chilo suppressalis (striped riceborer), 7897 nucleotides long. The record is from the annotation of a GenBank genome assembly. NCBI's taxonomy places the organism in Eukaryota, Metazoa, Arthropoda, Insecta, Lepidoptera, Crambidae.